Messenger RNA from Rotaria sordida, 3411 nucleotides. NCBI's taxonomy places the organism in Eukaryota, Metazoa, Rotifera, Eurotatoria, Philodinida, Philodinidae. The record is from the annotation of a GenBank genome assembly.
AUGGAUCCAUUUUCAGUUCAUGCGCAACUUAGUCCAAAUUGUGCAUUUGUUAAAUCUAUCAAACCAUCGACUGAUGUCUUCUUCUUAUCUUCGUGUCAUACACCGGCAACUAUUAGUACUGAUUUACCAACUACUGAUUCCAGUGAACAAGAUAAGUUCUCUAAAUGUCAAAAAACAAAAUUAACCAACGAAAGUAUUCAGACACCUGCUUUUGUCGAAGUGGAAAUGCUGAAACAAAUACGUCGUCAAACAUUUUCACACUGGCCACAUCGAAUUUCACCAUCUCAAGCACAAAUGAUUCAAGCUGGCUUUUUCAAUUGCAAUGUUGGUGAUCGGGUGAUCUGUAUCUAUUGUAACCUCAUUUGUCAACAAUGGACGUCACACACAGAUGAUCCAUGUGAAGUGCAUAAAACACUUUCGCCUCAAUGCCCUUUUGUGCUGAACAUGUUAGUACGUCGUGAAGCCACGCCUUUAUCAAUCAUUAAUCUGAAUUCCGUGACUGACGGAGCAUCAACAGUUGCUGCUGUUACUAAUGCCUUUCGCUCGCAUGAAAUUGUGCUUACUGCUGCUUGUAACUCGUAUUAUAUAGAAAUUCCAAAACGCCAUCAAUCAUUUACUACGUGGCCCAGCGACCCACUUCCAUCCGUUGAUGAUCUCGUUCGCGCCGGGUUCUUUUAUACUGGUAAUAGUACCAUCGUUACAUGUUUCUACUGCAAUGGCUCAUUGCAGAAUUGGGGCGCAAACGAUAGUCCUACAAUUGAGCAUGCUCGGUGGUUUCCACAUUGUGGAUAUGCAAAACAACUCUGUGGAGAUGAUCUAUAUCGAAAAAUCCAGGAAUCGAAACGAACUGCACAAGAACGUGCUAGACCCAAAGAGACAACCAACAAUAUUACGAGUAGUGCCCAAAAAUUGCAAAUAUCGGAUGAAAGUACAUUGUCGCGUUUGGUGGCGGCUCGCCUAGAUUUGCCUAUAUCGCAAAAGUUGCUUAACCAAAAUUUCAAAUUAUCGAUCAUCAAACGUUGUUGGGAGGAUCAACUUCGGUUAAAAUUGGAUGAUUUCGUUACCGACUGCGAUCUAUUGAUGGCUUGUACUAUUCUACAGAAACAAAUCACUGGUAUUAACGGCAAGAAAGAGAAUAUCAUAGUGCCCAGUAUUAAAAUGCGACAAGUGCGCGAGGCAUUUCUAUCAGAAAUCCUUCCUGCACAAUCAUCGACAUCGUCUCCUACUGCAGCAGUCUCAACGAGUUCAUCGAACGCUUCUGAUGUUGAAAUGACCACUACAUCUGAAUCAUCUACUACCCAAUCGAACUCAAGAACAUCCAUGGCCUCCGGUUUAGUAACAAAAGAAAUUGAAUCUCGUAUUAAACAAUCACCUGAACAUCUCUUUGAAGUUUUUCUUGAAAUUCAUCAAUCGAUUAAUAACGAACCACCUGCAAUUUUAAUUCAAUAUCCAAAUGAUUUCUCAGAUCCAAUACUUAAAACAGCUGCUAAUUUUGCAUAUCCCUGUAAAAUUCCAUCCGAUGAUCAAAGUGAAUAUUUUACAUUUGUUGUUCUCGAUUCAACAAGUUUAAUUUUCCGUUUCGGAUAUUGUCGUCGAUCUAAUCGAGAAUCUACUUGUUUAUGUAUAAUGAGUUAUUAUCCAUGGUUUGAAAUAUUUUGUAAUAUUCUUAAUGAUGUAUCACAAAUAAUUAAUACACAAUCAGUCGCAGAAGUUGAAACAUUUUUAUCAUCAUUAUAUAAUUAUAAAUUAAUCUCAAUUGAAGAAUUUUAUAAACGUGGAGGAAAAGAAAUGAUUGAAAUUAAUAAUCUUUCAAAAGUUUAUAGUUAUCCUCGACCUGAUCAACGUAAACUUCCUUCAAUAUCAUCUAAUAGCAAUUUUACAAUAAUGUUUUCUCGAUUGGGUCCAGAUAUGACUCUACGUCUUUUUGCCCAUUUAAUUUUUGAACGAAGAAUUUUAUUUAUUUCAUCAAAACUUUUUCAUUUAACUGCAUGUGCUUGUGGAUGUUUACAUUUAAUUAAUCCAUUGCAUUGGCAAAGUAUUUUUUUACCAAUUCUUCCCGAAUCUCUGACAUGGACAGCACAAUGUACAGCACCAUAUAUAAUUGGAAUACAUUCAAGUAUUUAUUCGAGAAUGAAUAAAAAAGAACUAGGUGAUGUAGUAAUAGUAAAUAUUGAUGAUAGAAAAAUUGAAUCACAAUAUGAUGAUCUGAAUUUAUUUCCUAAACAUUUAAUACGUAAUAUGAAAAAAGAUAUUCAACAAUCAUCACAAUUUAUUGAAGAUCACUUAGCAAGAAUUUUUCUUCGAGCUAUGGCAUCUAUUCUUGGAAAUUAUGCAAGUGGAUUUGUAUUAAAAAAUGAACAAUUAGAUUUCGAUAGAAAUGUUUAUUUGAGACAAUAUUUAAAAUCUGAUUUAAAUAUGUUUAUGUCUUCUGUUGUUAAUACACAAAUGUUUGAACAAUUUUCUCGGCAUCGAACUUAUCUACAACUUCAUCCUGAUAUUGAUGUUGAUGAAUUUGAUAUUGAAGUAAAAAGUUUUGAACAAAGUCAACAAUCAAAAAGAUCUAAUGUCAACAAAAAAAUCUACCAAAUUCCAGAUAGAACUACCAAUCCAGAUACUGAACAAAUACAAACUAAAACUGAAAAAUUACAACCGGUGAUGAAUAAACCUGAAGAAAGAGUUACAAAUGAAGAUUCAUCCGUAAAAACUCAUUACGCAUCAUUUGAUAUAAACAAUAGCAUUCAACAAAAAACUGACGAUUCAGUCGAAUCAAAUCAUCAAACAGCUCAACAGUCAAAUUCAUCGAGUUUCUUAAAUGAUGAAUCAUCUUCAUUAUUUCAUUCUUCAACUUCUAAAUUUGAUCAAGAUAAAACCAAUCAAUUAAUCGAUUUCAAUAUAGACGAAAAUCCAUUAUUACCAUUCUCUAUGGAAUCAAAUGUAAAUAAAAUACAUGAAACUCCGCGUUCAAAAAAAUUACAAAUAAAUUCAAAAAUAAAACAAUUACAAAAUGAACUUCAAUCUAAAGUUCAAACAUUCAACAAUAAACCUAUUGAUCCACGUGAUGAAUAUGAUAAAGAACAAACUGAAGUCAACAAACUUAUUGAACAAUUUGAUCCAUUUAAUAAUUCAAAUGAUGUAAAUAAAACAAAACCCAUGAUAUUUCAUUCAGAUAUGGUUACAUUUAAUUGUCAUUCACCUAUUUCUGAAACAAUACCAACAAAUUAUGUGAAAAAUAUUCAAUCAAAUUAUGAAACCAAUACUCAAUUUAAUUCAAAGCCUGAUUAUUCUGCUGAACAAAAUUCUCAUUCUUCAUCAUCAAUAGAUUUUGAUCCUUUAAUACCAUCAGCAAAUAAUUCAUAUCCUCAUCUUCCAUCAUCAGAGACAAAUGAAUCGAAUUUAAUUGAUUUUAAUUAA